UUUCAUAUUGUGAUUACUUUAGUAUAAUACGUUACUCGCAGUAGUCCACACUCAUAUACGGAGCAACUUCUAAAAAACAAUGGCUUUCCUAGUCUUAUUAAUAGUAGCAUUGAUUUUUGGUAGUACCGUGACUACGGAAGAAGUGAAGAACUUCCGAAUGUGUCGAAAUGCAAAAUGUAGUGUAUUCAAUGUGUUUAUUGAACCGUGUCCCGAAGCUUUAGACAAUAAACCAUGUGAAGUACCGCAAGGAAUUAAUGCGUCAAUAUCAUUUCAAUAUAUAUCUAAUUUCACUACAGAGAUUCCCAUAACUAGAUUGUACGCGUCAACCUUGUUGGUGGAUUUGCCAUUUAUGGAUAUGGACACGAACGCGUGCUUAUAUACGCAAUGUCCCAUGGUGGCUCAAGUCGAACGGUCUUGGUUAUACAAUCUGUAUGUGUCGGAAAACUAUCCCAAGAGUAGUUACACGGUUAAGUUGAAGUUCUGGGACGGUGAACCCGAAGCUAAGUCCGAUGACGAAUGUUGCUUCAAAUUUGACAUGAAAAUCGUUUGAUGAAAAUAUAAAAUCCUACGCCGUUAUGGUUCAAAUACAUUUAUAUAUUAUACUAUA
Molecule: messenger RNA, 607 nt
Organism: Sipha flava (yellow sugarcane aphid)
Lineage: Eukaryota; Metazoa; Arthropoda; Insecta; Hemiptera; Aphididae
Product: MD-2-related lipid-recognition protein-like
Exons: 3
Coding region: 80-550 (156 amino acids)
Source: RefSeq, a predicted model, not a curated record